AUGUCGUCUUUUUCUCUUCUCCGUCUGCCUAGCAAUGAGCUAUCGAAAGUACUACGUCACAUGGAUCCUAUUGCGCAAUUUGGACUCUCAUUGUUGUCUGAGAACUCCAAAAAGCUCAUCAGCGCUCUUAAAAUUUUCGAUAGAAAAAUAUAUAUUGAAGUACAAAAUCAUGUACAUGUAAUACUCGAUACGCACAAUUGCUCAUUUGGUUUCAAUUGUGGAACAACUGAUCGUAAUGUGGGAAUCGAAAUUGAAUUGUUCAGAGGCAUCGAGAAAUUUGAGGCUAGCUAG
Molecule: messenger RNA, 291 nt
Organism: Caenorhabditis elegans
Lineage: Eukaryota; Metazoa; Nematoda; Chromadorea; Rhabditida; Rhabditidae
Gene: F36H5.9
Product: F-box domain-containing protein
Exons: 2
Coding region: 1-291 (96 amino acids)
Source: RefSeq, marked reviewed